Messenger RNA from Saprolegnia parasitica CBS 223.65, 705 nucleotides. RefSeq lists its product as hypothetical. The record is from RefSeq and is a predicted model, not a curated record. The transcript is spliced from 4 exons. Lineage: Eukaryota; Oomycota; Saprolegniomycetes; Saprolegniales; Saprolegniaceae. The coding region runs from base 1 to 705 and encodes 234 amino acids.
AUGGAAGCCCUCUACGUGCGCUAUCUCAUUCCGCUCAAGAACUACCUCAUGCUCGACUGCCUCGGUGGUCCGCGCCCGCUCCAGCUGCGCUACGUCGUCAACCUCCAGAAAGGCGGCACGUUUCCCGUCAUGCUAUGCCUCAUGUACUACUUCGACAACUGGUCCAUGGCCGCGUGCCUCUAUACAGCGAACCAUGGCUCGUACGGCCUCGUGUGGCUCCUGAAGGACCUCAUUCUGCCCGACAAGGCGUGGACACCGUACAUUACGAUACCGUCGACGAUCGUGACCGCGCUCGUCCUCGUCGGGUACUGGGGCGCCGGCUACAUUGUGAUUGCGCAUCGCGUCGACGUCGCACCGGGCCUCACGUGCCUCUGCACGACCAUGAACAUCCUCGGCACCGUGCUCAUGAUCGGCGCCGACACGCAAAAGGAUGGCUGGCUCACGUGGAGCCGCAACACCAACUACCUUGGUGAGAUGCUGCUGUACCUGUCCUUUGCGCUCUGGGCCCGCCAUUGGUUUCCGUUUGCUGUGCUUGGCUGCGUGUGGAGCAUUCUCUUUUUGUCCAACAUGACAGCGAAAGAGCUCUCGUUCUGCAAAAAAGAAGGCGGCCCGGCGUACAUGGCCCGUACCGGAUUCCUCUUUCCCAAUGUCAUGGGUUGGUGGACGCACUUUAUGGCGCGAACGCCCAAGACGCGCACGAGUUGA